Molecule: messenger RNA, 1468 nt
Organism: Fragaria vesca subsp. vesca
Lineage: Eukaryota; Viridiplantae; Streptophyta; Magnoliopsida; Rosales; Rosaceae
Exons: 6
Coding region: 360-1397 (345 amino acids)
Source: RefSeq, a predicted model, not a curated record
AGGUGAUGAUGAUGCUAAUUGAACAGGAGGGUGUUGGAUGAAGAAAGGUUGAUGAAUAACAAAGCCUUUUUUGGUCCAAUUCCAUCUGUUUGUUCAAUUUGCAUGCUCUAUUCUGCAGUAAGCCAUUAACUAUAGGAAAUUAGGUGGGAAAGGUUUGAUUGUUGUUCAUCAAAGCCUUUCAAGUCCCACUCCCUACUUCUGCUUUUCUUCAUUCUCUUAUACGCCGUGUUCUGGGCUUUCAUGUUUAGGCCCAUAUAUAUCUCAAAAUCCCGUCGCCACUUUACUCACCCUUACCUCAAACGAGUUAGUUCCUCUUGCGAAAACCGUAAAAACUACUCUCAUCUCUCUCAUCUCUGAAAAUGUCGAACUCUACUAUCACCGCCGAAAUUGUCGCCGAUUCUGAUCGCCGGCUAUACUAUUCCGACGACGAUGAUGCGACGAUCCAAACCUCCGAUUCUGCAACUGUAGUGGUUCCGGCGACUUCUCCUGCUCCGUCGGAGACCGAUGAAGUUUCCGACGAGCCGGCGGUUGUGAUUCCGGCGUCUUCUGCUCCGUCGGUGACCGACGAGCCGGCGGCCGAUACCGAGCCUUCCUCGUCGGUCGCCCAGUCCUCCUUGUCGCCGAUGCAGAUCUCUCCCAUCCCCAAUCUUCCUGCACAGAUCUCUUGUACCUCUGAGCGGCCCAAUUUGCUUGUGCAGAGAUCUCCAAGGCUCAAUCUGCCUGUUCAAACUCCUCAGAGGCCCAAUCUGCCUGUGCAGGGAUAUCCGAGGCUCAAUCUGCCUGUUCACACUUCUCAGAUGCCUAAUCUGCCUAUGCACACUUUUCAGCGGCCCAAUCUGCUUGUGCAGAGAUUUCCGAGAUCUCCGAGGCUCAAUCUGCCUGUUCAAACUCCUCAGAGGCACAAUCUGCCUGUGCAGGGAUCUCCGAGGCCCAAUCUGCCUUCUGAGGUUCCGAGAGUGUUUUACCAGGAUCCGAGGAUGUUUUUCCAGGCUCAGCGUCCAGUGUACGAGGCUCCACAGCCUGCAUACAUGGCUGAGCGUCCCGCCUACAUGGCUCCUCAUCCUAUCUAUGUAGCUCCCCCUCCCGCCUACGUGGUUGAGUGUCCCGUCUACCCGCUUCCUGCCUUCGCCCUCCCACCCGUGGGGCCUCUUGUUGGCAUGCACUCUGAUUUUGUUUUCCCCUCUGGUGUGGACCCUGCUGAGUUGGGGUAUGCAGUUAUACCUAUCAGGUACAGCUACUCAUUGCGUUUCUGGGCGCCGGAUGUACCAGUGCUUUCACCGCGGUUGGUUCCAGAUCCAGUCAGACGCGGCAGGGGUGGGAGAGUAUACCGAGGUCCCAGGGGAGAGUUGACAUAUGGAGACUUGUUUGACUGUUGGGAGGUCGCAGGUGGGGGUUGAUAUCUGUUUUCUGGGUGGUGAGUGAGUGAGUGCAUUGUUGUGUACUUAACUCUGCAUUUAUUUUUCUUUUU